Messenger RNA from Entrophospora candida, 1671 nucleotides. The record is from the annotation of a GenBank genome assembly. Lineage: Eukaryota; Fungi; Glomeromycota; Glomeromycetes; Entrophosporales; Entrophosporaceae.
AUGAAAACAAUUAAUUUAAUAUUCAUAAUUACAACAAUCUUAACAUCGAUAGCAGAUAUUUUUACAAAUGCUGUGAUAAUCUCAAAAGAAUCCUCGGGAUACAUAAAUAUUAAAAAAACAUUUAUUGCAGAAAAACCUUUAGAAUACAAUGGAACACAAAUCCGUAAAUAUGACUUUAAUGUGGCUAAUAAAAUGUUAGCUCCAGAUGGUUAUAUGCGGGAAAUGACAGUCAUAAAUGGCGAAUAUCCCGGUCCAACGAUUCAUGUAAAUAAAGGAGAUAAAAUUAUUGUCAAUGUGACGAAUGCAAUUGGAGCUCCCUGUACAAUUCAUUGGCAUGGCCUAUUUCAGAUGGGAACUAAUUGGUUUGAUGGCGUUCCUGGCAUAUCGCAAUGUCCAAUUCCAAAUGAAAAAAGCUAUUCCUAUGAAUUCGAAACUGAUAGACAAAAGGGGACUUUUUGGUAUCAUAGUCAUUUUUCCACUCAGGCUGUAGAUGGUAUGGUUGGAGCCUUUAUAGUCCACGACCCCGAGGAUCCAUAUAUUAAUGAAUAUGACGAAGAAUUUAUCAUUAAUAUCAGCGAUCAUUUCCAUACUCAAUCAGGUAAAUUGAUGACCCUUAAAUUACAACCAAAUUAUACAGGCUUCAAUCCAGUACCUGAUGCAGGUCUUAUAAAUGGUGCAACUCAAAUAGACUGUAAAACUUAUCGACUUCGUAUCAUUAAUUUUAGUGCUGAAUCCCCAUUCACCUUUUCUAUUGACGGCCAUCUUCUUAAAAUAAUUGAAGUUGAAGGAACUUAUGUCGAACCAAAUUAUGUCAGCCAUCUUUACUUAAAUGUUGCUCAACGAUAUUCUGUUAUCGUCAAAGCAGAUCAAAGAGUUGACACUUAUUGGAUGCGUGCAAAUCGCGCAGCAGAAUGUCUCGUAACUCCAAACAACCAAACAAUUAAUUUCGAUUCACCAAUCAAUAAUAAUGUCACAGCAUUAAUUCAGUAUGAUAAGGCUCUACUGAAAAUGCCAGUCAGCGAAAUGUUACCUUAUGACAAUGAUUUUCUUCAAUGUGAAGAUCCAUCUUGGGAAAAAUUAAGACCAUCAAAAGAGGUUGAAAAGGAUCUUCCGUCUUUUACAGGACCUGCAACAAGUCUUUUUAAAUUCCAAUUUAAAUUUGGCGCUAAUCUACAAAAUGUCAGUCUAGUAUACGUCAACAAUGUUUCAUUUAUUCCACAUUAUAAUUCGCCCACUGUUCAAAAACUUUUUGAUGGAAUAAAUCCUCGAGAAUUGGCAAAAUCGGAGAAUAAAUACCUGAUUACUUCGAAUGGAACUAUAGAUGUAAUAAUCGUAAAUGACAACGGGGCUCAACAUCCUUUUCAUCUUCAUGGUCAUAAAUUUGGGAUUAUAACUGAAGGAUAUCUUUUAGAUGGAAAACCAACUUUUAAUGAAACCACACGUUACAAUUUUGAAAAUCCAGUAAUCCGUGAUACUGCAAGUGUACCUCCGUUCAAGUAUUCUAUAAUAAGAUUUAAAGCGACCAAUCCUGGUGUUUGGCCGUUACAUUGUCAUAUUAAAUGGCAUAUUGAAAUGGGUAUGCUAAUUCAGUUUAUUGAACGACCAGAUGAUUUAUUAAAACUUGAAUAUCCCAUAGCUGCUAGAGAUUUGUGCCAUGAAAUCAUAGAAUAA